Molecule: messenger RNA, 399 nt
Organism: Mus pahari (shrew mouse)
Lineage: Eukaryota; Metazoa; Chordata; Mammalia; Rodentia; Muridae
Product: Ig kappa chain V19-17-like
Exons: 2
Coding region: 1-399 (132 amino acids)
Biological process (GO): immunoglobulin production; immune response
Source: RefSeq, a predicted model, not a curated record
AUGUAUCAGACCAGUAUGGGCAUCAAGAUGGAGUCACAGACUCAGGUCUUUGUAUUCGUGUUGCUCUGGUUGUCUGGUGUUGAUGGAGACAUUGUGAUGACCCAGUCUCACAGAUUCAUGUCCACAUCAGUAGGAGACAGGGUCAGCAUACCCUGCAAGGCCAGCCAGAAUGUGGGUACUGCUAUAGCCUGGUAUCAACAGAAACCAGGACAGUCUCUUCAACUUCUUAUCUAUGGUGCAUCCAACCGGUUCACUGGGGUCCCUGAUCGCUUCUCAGGCAGUGGAUCUGGGACAGAUUUCACUCUGACCAUCAGCAAUGUGCAGGCUGAAGACCUGGCAGAUUAUUUCUGUCAGCAGCAUAGCAGCUAUCCUCUCACAGUGCUUCAGCCUCCUACAUAA